This is a messenger RNA of Rhagoletis zephyria (snowberry fruit fly), 3138 nucleotides long. RefSeq names its product RAS oncogene family member Rab6 (gene Rab6). Gene Ontology annotation, molecular function: GTP binding; GTPase activity. Lineage: Eukaryota; Metazoa; Arthropoda; Insecta; Diptera; Tephritidae. The record is from RefSeq and is a predicted model, not a curated record.
CUGACGGUGACUAAUGAAAAAGCGAUAUAAAAAGUGUAGGUGAAGACUAAAAAGUGCAUCAAAUCCAAGUAACCCAACCCAAAUCAAAGAGGUCAGCGGGGAAAAAGAAGAAAGAAAGCAGCUUCGCCAACGUCAACGACUAGAUCAAGAAGAAAAAUCGAAAGGAGUGCUAAAAACAAGAUUAAAAGCAAGGACUAAUCGGCGAUACUCCCGUAAGCAAAAACAGAAACAGUAGCAGACGACGUAAACUAAUCAAGUAAAUAUCAUCACAAAUAAAACAAAGUACCCUUAAACAUGUCAUCCGGCGAAUUUGGCAAUCCCCUGCGCAAGUUUAAGCUGGUGUUUCUCGGCGAACAGAGUGUCGGAAAGACUUCGCUGAUCACACGCUUCAUGUACGAUAGCUUUGACAACACGUAUCAGGCGACAAUUGGUAUCGAUUUUCUUUCGAAAACCAUGUACCUUGAAGAUCGCACCGUUCGCCUACAGCUAUGGGAUACAGCCGGCCAGGAACGUUUUCGUUCACUGAUCCCAUCCUACAUACGUGAUUCCACUGUGGCGGUCGUUGUCUACGAUAUAACAAAUACAAACUCCUUCCAUCAAACAUCCAAAUGGAUUGAUGAUGUGCGCACGGAACGUGGCAGUGACGUCAUCAUUAUGUUAGUUGGUAAUAAAACCGAUUUAUCAGAUAAACGACAGGUUUCCACCGAGGAGGGCGAACGAAAGGCGAAGGAACUGAAUGUGAUGUUUAUCGAAACCAGCGCGAAGGCCGGUUAUAAUGUGAAGCAACUUUUUAGACGCGUGGCGGCAGCGCUGCCUGGAAUGGAUUCGACUGAGAAUAAACCCUCGGAAGAUAUGCAAGAGGUUGUGCUGAAGGAUUCACCUAACGAAUCAAAAGAUCCGGAGGGUGGUUGUGCCUGCUGAAGAUUCAAUGAAUGUAGUGAACGAUCUAAUUAAUUAAUAAUAUUAUAAUUGAAGUAGGGGCGAUCGCUUAAUGAUAACUUAACAGUAUGAUGACGACGUAGACGAGUAUAAGAAAGCCUAAGAAGAGGAACACAAUUUUAUCUUUAAGUUUAUUUAUAACGUAAAUAAAACUAAAACUUAUUAACUGAAAAAUUAAAUGAUCGUAACGAUAAAGGUAGGCGCAUACAAGCAUUUAAUACGAAGAAACGAUUUCUUCAAACUGAAUGAGUUUAGAGUUGAAAUAUUUAGAAUGAAACCAGAGUUGAAAAUAUCUGAUUACGCUAUACAAUUACAAAGCUUGAUGGUUGGUAGUUGGUGGUAUUGACAAGCAGCUGUUGUGUAGUAAAUUGAAAAAUCAUACGCAUAGUUAAGAAAGUUUUUUUUAAAUUUAAUAAUAACUGCCUACAUUGUGCACAUUACAUUUGCAUAUUUGCAUGUUGUAGUUGUGUUCCCUAACUCGCAAGAAGUUGCAAGAAUUUACAGGAAUUUGCCAGAAAGCGGUCCCUACUCGGUUUUCUCGGGGUCUUUUGCCUUUUGACAGUUUUACAGAUUUUAACCCAGAAAAGUUGGGGAACGCAACUAGUAUUGCUUUGAGAUUUCCAGCAGUCGUUUUUAUAUAAACUUUAUUGAAGAUCUAUUGCAUAAAUUUAGGUGCAUGAAUGCCGUUAUCGCCCAUUUUAUUUACUAACCGAAGCUUCUUGGGUCUAUAAUGUACUUAUAAAGCUAGAUAAAAUCGUUAUUUACUGAAAUUCAGUAGUAACUGUAACAGAGUGAAUAAAAUAUUGAACAAGUGUGCACAUAUCUUUUGAUUGACGGGAGCUCCCAUAUUUACCAAACAUUCCCUUUUCCUGUUUUAUCAUGGUGGAACGUUUUUCUGUAACUUGGCGUGUUUUUAACAAGCUUUGGUAUAGAUAACGUUUAAUUUAUUUCCAGUCCAUAGUAAACACUACAACGUUCUUAUCAGAAAUUUGUUCCCUAAAUUUCGAGUAUUUCUGUGAAGGUAUUAAAAAAUUUCAUAUUCUUUUGCAAUAUAAGCGCAAGCGAUCAUCUAUAAAAAAUAUACAUACAUGGGUGUUAUUUCUAUUUUCAUUUUGCAAAUCUGUAGAAAUCUAUUUUGAGUACCAUUUUUUUAUUUCGUUAACUUUUCAGUACCUGUUACUGGCUAUGUUGAUGAUUUAAUUUUUAUUACUAAUUUGUACAUAUAUACAAUUUUAGACUGCGCUGCUGUUGUAGCUCUGCAAAGUAAAUUUAAUUAAAGCGUAUUGUAACCGGCUGCCACUAUGUGCUCAAGCUUAUGAAGUUGAAUAUAAUGCAUCGCUUAAGAGAAUACGAGUAGUUAAUUACAAUCGAGACAGUAACUAGUAUAUUAUUUUAAAUACAAAAUUACAUUACAUUUCAGCAGAAAAUUUCAGCGAAGAAAAUAAAUAAUUAUAAAAAAUUUAAAGUAGAUACAAAUUUAUUGGUGGCAUCUUAUGAAAGAUAUGCAAAGCGCAUUUAAUAAAAAAAUAAAAAUAAAAUGAUUUGCUUCGUAUUAGUGGCCACCAAAACCAAUUUUAUAACGCAGCUUACAAAAUGCAUGCAUAUGUACAUAUGUGCACGCAAUGAAACAGAUACAUACAUACAUACGUACAUAUUGCGAUAAAUGUAGUAAAACGCAUGAAUGAAACUUUAAGCGACUACAAUAUGUAUUCGUAAAGCAGUAUGUACAUAGAUAUAUGAAGAAAAAUUAAAACAUUUUAAGCAAAUUUAAAAUUAAGUUAUAGCAUUUGAAUGAUCAGUGGGAAAUUGCACUUGCUACGUGAACAUAUUUUUAAAGGAACAACAUAUUUGCAAUAAAGUUUUUUGAAAUAACCUAUAAUGAAGUAUUACAAGUUUUCUAGUUAUUAUAUAUAUGUAUGUAUUUAUAUAAGAUGUAUGUAUACACAUCGUUUUUAAGAAAACAAUUUUGCCUUUCUGCACCUUUGUGGUCCAAAUACAUACAUUCAUCAUUGUUACAAUUGUCAUGCAAAGAUUCCAAGAACUUCUGCACAUCCAAUCCUGAACAUUUUUUGGGGUGAAUACUCUCGGUUUUAUAGUCGAAUUUUGCUAGAAGGUAUCGUCAGUGUGUUGCAAUACUUCCAACCAUGUUUUUUUUUCAAUAAAAUAAUUCCCUGUCUAAUGGAUGGGUAUUAUAUCGUA